AUGGCUGAAGACAAAGGUGGCUACCGUCAGAUUAACAAGUCUCUGAACAUCUGUGUGUUCGAAGAGUAUCUGCGAGGUCAGAAUGCGAACCUUCCAAAGCUGGAAAAUGUGGAACAAGUCUCCCCGAGAGUCCUGCGAGUCCUUGGGCAGAACCCUGGCAAGUUUACCCUCCAGGGCACAAACACGUUCAUCGUUGGUACGGGUCACCAGAGACUCCUCAUCGACACCUCUGGCGGCGAGCCCGAAUGGGCUUCGUUGAUCGCAUCCACGCUCGAAGACCAGAAUAUCUCCUUGUCCCAUGUUCUUUUGACCCACUGGCAUGGUGAUCACACUGGUGGGGUGAAAGACCUGCUCUGCCUCUACCCACACCUACAGGGCCAUAUCUUCAAGAACGAUCCAGAAAAGGGACAAACAGAUAUCCAAGACGGACAGAUCUUCGAAGUCCCCGGUGCGACUGUUCGAGCAGUGCAUACGCCAGGCCAUUCGGAAGAUCACAUGUGCUUCGUCCUGGAGGAAGAAUCAGCUAUGUUCACUGGUGACAACGUCCUUGGCCACGGCACAAGUGCAGUAGAGGACCUGGCCAUCUUCAUGACAACUCUUGUGAAGAUGCAAAACCAGGCGUGUAGUCUCGGCUACCCAGCCCACGGAGUUGUGAUCGAAGACCUGCCAGCCAAGAUGGCCAGCGAGCUACAACGCAAGCACCGACGCGAGAAUCAGAUCAUGCAGGCUCUGUCUGCCGCUCACCAACGUGGACAGAGGAGUGUCACGGUGGCGGACCUGGUUCAGGACAUGUAUGGCGCAGCAGUGGACGAAGAAACACGCACUCUUGCCUUGAUACCCAUGAUGACAGAAGUGUUGUGCAAGCUUGCUGGCGACGGUCGCACUGCCUUCCAAGUCGUUUGUGGUGUGAAGAAGUGGUACUACUUCGAGAAGACCCAACAUUCUCGAUCUCAUCAGUUUGGUCUUGUCCCGGUGACAGCGACCGACAUGGCUGGCAUAUAA
Messenger RNA from Aureobasidium melanogenum CBS 110374, 1002 nucleotides. Its product is annotated as Metallo-hydrolase/oxidoreductase. The transcript has 4 exons. Gene Ontology annotation, biological process: secondary metabolite biosynthetic process. The record is from RefSeq and is a predicted model, not a curated record. Lineage: Eukaryota; Fungi; Ascomycota; Dothideomycetes; Dothideales; Saccotheciaceae. The coding region runs from base 1 to 1002 and encodes 333 amino acids.